UCGAGGGCCUCUCUUUUUCCUCUCAGCCGACAAGAUGGCGGCGGUGGCGGCAGCGGAGGAGGCGUCGCUGUCGGCGAGGGAGGCUUUCUCCGCCUGAACGCCUAUACUUCCCCGGCCGGAGAGGCCAAGGCGGAGAGAUGACCGCGGAGCCCGUGAGUGAAAGCAAGUUGAAUACAUUGGUGCAGAAGCUUCACAACUACUUGGCUCAUUCGUCAGAAGACUCUGAGGACACAAAUCCUCCUCCAAGCUUAUCCAUGAGCAAAAACACAGAUAACAAUACCAUGCCUGGGAAUAUUUCAUCUCCAGCGGAAAACAGCAGAGAGGAGGGUAGCAGUUCUUCUGAAAAAUCCAAAUCAUUAGGAUCAUCACGCUCCAAAAGGAAACCCACAGUUGUAACAAAAUAUGUUGGCUCAGAUGAUGAACAAACUUUAGAUGAAACCAUGCAUCAAGAUGGUUCUAAUGAAAACUCAGAAAAUGAAGUUGAUAUGAAAAGUUUGCCUAAAGGUACAGUAGUUGUACAGCCAGAGCCAGUACUUAAUGAAGAUAAAGAUGACUUUAAAGGACCUGAAUUUAGGAGCAGAAAUACUGCUAAAAUAAAACCCGAAAGUCAAAAGAAGCGUGGAGAGGAAGGACUGCAUGGUAUUGUGAGCUGUACAGCUUGUGGUCAGCAGGUGAACCAUUUUCAGAAGGAUUCAAUUUACAGACAUCCCACAUUAAAAGUGCUUAUUUGUAAGACUUGCUUCAAAUAUUACAUGAGUGAUGAUAUCAGCCGUGAUGCCGACGGAAUGGAUGAACAGUGUAGGUGGUGUGCUGAAGGUGGAAACUUAAUUUGCUGUGACUUUUGCCAUAACGCCUUCUGCAAAAAAUGUAUAUUGCGCAACCUGGGCCGGAAGGAGCUGUCAAAUAUCAUGGAUGAAAAUAGCCAGUGGCACUGCUAUAUCUGCCAACCAGAGCCUUUGCUGGACUUGGUCACUGCUUGUGAUAGUGUGUUUGAAAAUUUAGAACAAUUAUUGCAGCAGAACAAAAAAAGGAUCAGAGUUGACAGCGACAAAAGUAAAAUGUAUGACAAUACACUCAAGUAUUCUUCAAAGAAAAAUAGCCCAAGUUGUAAUGGCGAAGAAAAGAAAGACCAUCCCUAUUCUGGUUCUCUAACCUACUCAUACAAAGCAUUAAUGGUGCCAAAAGACUUGCUCAAAAAAACAAAAAAACUAGUUGAAACAACAACUAACAUGAACUCUAGUUUUGUAAAUUUUUUAAAAAAGGCCACUGAAAACUCUGAAAUAAACCCUACUGUGCAUUUACGUCAGCUAAAGGCUUUUAAAUCCGUCUUGAGUGACAUCAGAAAGGCCCAUGUGGCUUUGGAGGAAAGUCUUAACCUGGAGAUUCAAGCUCUGGAUGUUAAAGUGGGGGGAAAAAUUACCAAAGAGAAUGAGAGUGACAUUAAAGUGGACAGCAGUGAAGCAAAGAAGACAGAAGCAAAGGAACCGAAGGUGCAUAAAACCACACCAGAGGUCAGUGAACAGGCAGAUCAGGAUGUUCCAGCAACGGAGCGAACAGGAAGCAAAAAAUCCCUUUCCAGAGAAAAAAAACCCGGGAAGAGUGAUGAGCUCCAAUACGAGCCCAAUAGCACCGAGGCAGAAACAGACAUGGAUAUUGUAUCUGUCCCUUCAUCUGUUCCUGAAGAUAUUUUUGAGUGUUGCAUGGAAGCACAGAAAGCAGGUGAACAGGGCGUUGCAAGCAAACCAGCAGAGCGAGCAGCAGCCAGCGCCAAUACAAAAUCAAAAGACGGUAGAGGAGGAAUGAAGCUGUCACCAUCCCCAAAAGUUAAGAAGGAAUUGGUUGUGAAACUGACUCCUGUUUCCAUCGCUGGUUCUGUAAAGUCUGAAGAUGCAGAUGGAAAGGUAGAUCAGAAGGAAGAUGGAACAGACAGUCAAGGGACUGAAUACCCAACUUCAAAUGAAGUCAUUUCGGUGGUAGAAGACCAUGAUCUCAGAAGGUCUCCGCGUGUUAAAACCACACCUCUGAGACGUCCAACAGACAUAAAGACCUUAACAUCUAAUUCUGAGGGGGAAAGUAAUGAUGUAUACAAUGAAAAACCUAGGAGAAAACCUGCACAGUCCAAAAGAAAAAAGGAUAAGCAGAGUUCUCCUGAUAGCACUGUUCGUAGUCCUCAUUCUGAUACACCUGCUGAGACUAGCAAACCAGACACAGUGGACCAAAGUUCUGAUUCUGAUGAGGUACCUGCAGUCCUCCAAGAAGUAGCCAUGAUGAGUAACAGUUCUUCAGACAUGGACAGCAACUGUGAAACGUCAACGGUAAAGAGUCAGCCUGCAAAGGAGGACAGCGGGAAGCGGAAAAGAAAAAGUUCCAGUUCUGGGUCAGAUUUUGAUGCCAAAAAAGGCAAAUCAAGUAAAGACUUAGCUGCUGCUAAAAAGAAACGCCAGAACCGUUCGGAUUCUUCUAAUUGCAAUUCUGAGUUAGAAAGGGAAUCUAAACAAGAGUCUUCAAGGAAAGCCACGAAAAAGGGCCCAAAGAGUGAGAAUGGUGGUUCUUCAGAAGAAGAACCAAAUAACAAGGCAAUGAAAUCAGAGCAGCAGGAGCAUGAAUUGUGCGAUGAAGUUGACAAUGUAGAACACUCUGGUGAAGAUAGAGAGAUGCUAGAUAAUUCUUUGGAAGAUGCACUAAGUACAGAGGAAAUGCCGACAGCCAAGCGAACGAGGGAUUCGAAAAAGAGACCCUCCAAAGGCAAGCAGGGUGUGUCUUCUGAAAAAGAAGAGAGUGCUAUCUCUGGCAAGGAGGGACAGGACCUGUCUUCUGAUGAUGCAGGACAAUCUGGAAGUCAAGAGCAGAGUGCAGAGUCUGCAGAUGAUGCUAGAAAGAAGACUAGAAAAAGCACAAAAGAAAAGAGUGUGAGCCAGAGGAAAACCUCUGCAAAGGGGCAAAGUGAUUCCUCUUCUGAAGUUGAGAAGCUGUCUGAAAAAGAGAGUUGCAAUGCUUCUGGAAGUAACAUCAAGAAGCAAGGGCCUGUAGAAGGAAAGGUGAGGAGGAACCUGAGAGAGCGAACUUCUAAGAAACUCCAGGGCAAUGCCGCAGACACUGAGAAAUCUCCCCAAGAUGAGCAGGUCUGUGAUACCUCUGAGGAUAACCUAAACAAAAAAGGGGGUAAUACGAAAGAAAAGAAAAAAGCAAGUCCCAAAAGAAGAAAUCCCAAAAAAGCAAGAGGCGACUUAAUGUCCUCUUCUGAUGAAGAGUUCUAUGAGGAGAAAAAGAACAAAAAAAGAGGGGCAGCCACUAAGGGAAAUAGUAAAGUAAGUCCUGAAGAGAGGCGAAAAUCUGGAGCUAAGAAAACAAAAACCGAAACGGUCACAAGCACGAGUACUUCGUCGUCAUCAAAUGAAGCCGAAGAGGACGUGAAUUCAGCCGGCGCCGAGAGCAGCGAUGAGCAGAAAAUUAAGCCUGUAACAGAAAGCCUGUUGGUGCCGACCAAAGGGGGAUUUUGCCAGUCUUCAGGUGAUGAAGGCGAGAAUAAAUCGGCCGCUGUGCCCAUGGAAGAGGAGGAAGAUGACGAUGAUGAUCCCGAGAAUAGAAUUGCCAAGAAAAUGCUUUUAGAAGAGAUCAAAGCCAAUCUUUCCUCAGAGGACGAUGCUUCUUCUGAUGAAGACUCCGAUGAUGGGAAGAAGAAGAAAAAAAGGCAAACUGGAACAACAGGUGAUAAUGAAGAAGACGAAGAGGAUAAUGACACUGACUCAGAUUCAGAUUCAGAUGCUGAAGAGGCUAAGAAGCCUAGAUACAGACACCGCUUGCUAAGGCACAAGUUGACCAUGAGCGAUGGAGAUUCUGAUGAAAAAUCAGAAAAGGGGAAAUCUAAAGACUCCAAGGAAGUUAAACGCAGAAAUAGAAGGAAAGUGAGCAGUGAGGAUUCAGAUAACUCAGAAGAAGAAGACAAUGAAUCUGGAGUCAGUGAAGAAGUCAGUGAAUCUGAAGAUGACCAGCGUCCUAGAACAAGAUCUGCCAAGAAAGCUGAAUUAGAAGAAAACCAGCGAAGUUACAAACAGAAAAAGAAAAGACGGAGAAUAAAGGUCCAGGAAGAUUCCUCUAGUGAAAACAACAAGAGUAAUUCGGAUGAUGAUGACAAUGACGAUUCCAAAUCUCCCGGGAAAGGCAGGAAGAAGAUACGAAAGAUUAUUAAAGACGAUAAACUCAGAACGGAAACACAAAAUGCACUUAAAGAAGAGGAGGAGAGAAGAAAACGGAUUGCAGAAAGGGAGCGUGAGAGGGAGAAGCUAAGAGAGGUUAUCGAACUAGAAGAUACACCACUGAAAUGUCCAAUUACAACUAAGCUGGUUUUGGAUGAAAAUGAGGAAACCAAAGAACCUAUAGUUCAGGUUCACCGAAACAUAGUUACAAAGCUGAAGCCCCAUCAAGUAGACGGUGUUCAGUUUAUGUGGGAUUGCUGUUGUGAAUCUGUGAAAAAAACAAAGAAGUCUUCGGGCUCUGGAUGCAUUCUUGCCCACUGUAUGGGUCUGGGGAAGACCUUGCAGGUAGUUAGUUUUCUUCAUACAAUCCUGUUGUGUGACAAACUGGAUUUCAGAACAGCUCUUGUCGUUUGUCCGCUGAACACAGCCUUGAACUGGCUGAACGAAUUUGAUAAAUGGCAAGAAGGCUUAGAAGAUGAUGAGAAACUAGAGGUGAAUGAACUGGCAACGGUCAAGCGCCCACAGGAGAGGGGCUACAUGCUGCAAAGGUGGCAAGACGAAGGCGGCGUCAUGAUCAUUGGCUAUGAGAUGUACCGUAACCUUGCCCAAGGGAGGAAUGUGAAGAGCCGGAAGCUGAAAGAAAUAUUUAACAAAGCAUUAGUUGAUCCAGGCCCUGAUUUUGUUAUAUGUGAUGAAGGACAUAUAUUGAAAAACGAGGCUUCUGCUGUUUCUAAAGCUAUGAAUUCCAUCAGAUCCAGGAGGAGGAUUAUUCUUACAGGAACACCACUGCAAAACAACCUCAUAGAAUACCACUGCAUGGUUAAUUUCAUCAAGGAGAAUUUGCUUGGGUCCAUUAAGGAGUUCCGGAAUCGAUUUAUAAAUCCAAUCCAGAACGGUCAGUGUGCCGACUCUACUCUGGCAGAUGUCAGGGUGAUGAAGAAACGUGCCCAUAUCUUGUAUGAAAUGUUAGCUGGCUGUGUUCAGAGGAAAGAUUAUACCGCCUUAACAAAGUUCCUGCCACCCAAAUAUGAAUAUGUUCUCGCUGUUAGAAUGACUCCUCUCCAGUGUAAACUGUAUCAGUACUACUUGGAUCAUUUGACAGGUGUCGGCAACAGCAGUGAAGGUGGAAGAGGCAAAGCUGGAGCUAAACUCUUCCAGGACUUCCAGAUGUUAAGUAGAAUUUGGACCCAUCCCUGGUGCCUGCAGCUGGACUAUAUUAGCAAAGAAAAUAAGGGCUACUUUGAUGAAGACAGCCUUGAUGAGUUCAUAGCAUCAGAUUCUGAAGAAACAUCUGAAGUGAGCAUAAGUUCUGAUGAAUACGCUAAGAAGAAAAAGCCCAAAGGUAAAAAAUCAAAGAAAGACAGUAGCUCCAGUGACAGUGGAAGUGAUAAUGAUGUUGAAGUGAUCAAAGUCUGGAACUCAAGGUCUCGCGGAGGUGGAGAAGGCAAUGCCGAAGAGCCAGCAAACGUUCCACCCGUUGUAAAGGCAGAGGAAGGUAAAACAGCUUCCACCUCCAACCCAGGCAGUCCGGCGCCAGAUUGGUACAAGGACUUUGUCACAGAUGCGGAUGCUGAAGUGCUGGAGCAUUCUGGGAAGAUGGUGCUUCUUUUUGAAAUCCUUCGCGUGGCCGAGGAGCUUGGGGACAAAGUCUUGGUGUUCAGCCAGUCUCUCAUAUCGCUGGAUUUGAUAGAGGACUUUCUGGAGCUAGCCAACCGUGACAAAGAAGAAGGCAAACCUAUAAUAUAUAAAGGUGAAGGGAAAUGGUUCAGAAACAUUGAUUACUAUCGUUUGGAUGGUUCUACUACGGCUCAGUCAAGAAAGAAGUGGGCCGAAGAAUUUAAUGAUGUAACAAAUGUCAGAGGCCGUUUGUUUAUUAUCUCCACGAAAGCAGGCUCCCUUGGGAUAAACCUUGUGGCUGCAAACAGAGUCAUUAUUUUUGAUGCGUCUUGGAAUCCAUCCUACGAUAUCCAGAGUAUAUUCAGGGUUUAUCGUUUCGGCCAGAAUAAAGCAGUGUUUGUGUACCGCUUCUUGGCUCAGGGAACAAUGGAAGACAAGAUCUACGAUCGGCAAGUAACUAAACAGUCGCUCUCGUUCCGGGUGGUUGACCAGCAGCAGGUUGAACGUCACUUUACCAUGAAUGAACUCACUGAGCUCUAUUCUUUUGAGCCAGACUUACUGGAUGAUCCUAAUUCAGAAAAGAAGAAGAAAAGAGAUACACCUAUGUUGCCCAAAGAUACGAUUCUAGCUGAACUGCUUCAGAUCCAUAAGGAACAUAUAGUGGGCUAUCACGAACAUGAUUCUCUCCUGGAUCACAAAGAGGAAGAAGAAUUGACUGAAGAGGAAAGGAAGGCAGCUUGGGCUGAAUAUGAAGCAGAAAAGAAGGGCCUGACUAUGCGUUUCAACAUGCCAGCCGGGACAAAUUUGUACCACACCAACUUCAACUCUCAAACACCAUACAUCCCCUUCAAUCUGGCAGCAUUGUCUGCUAUGAGUAACCAGCAGCUGGAGGAUCUCAUUAAUCAAGGCAGAGAGAAAGUCGUAGAAGCAACAAAUAAUGUUACUGGAAUAAGAAUUCAGCCCCUUGAAGACAUCAUUUCCAGUAUAUGGAAGGAGAAUCUGACCCUCUCAGAAUCCCAGGUCCAGGCCUUGGCUCUAAGCCGGCAAGCAAGCCAGGAGCUGGACAUAAAGCGUCGGGAGGCCAUAUACAAUGAUGUCCUGACAAAACAACAAAUGCUCAUCGGUUGCGUCCAGAGGAUCCUGAUGAACCGAAGGCUCCAGCAUCAGUAUACGCAGCAGCAGCAGCACCUGUCUUAUCAGCAAGUGGCUCAGCAAGCCGCCAUGAGCCACCUGAUGAUGCCAAAGCCUCCCGGUUUAAUUAUGAAUCCUUCCAACUUCCAGCAGAUAGAUAUGAGAGGGAUGUAUCAGUCGGUUGCUGGCGCGUUGCACCCCCCACCUUUGCAGCGCGCCCCUCCCUCGCUGAGUGGCAAAAAUCCAGGACCAUCCCAAGGGAAGUCAAUGUGAUUUUGCACUAGAAGGAUUGUUAAAAUCAGAUAGAGAGAGAGAGAGAAAUAACUUUUUUAUUUUUUUAGGAAUCAAUGGCUUAACAGAACUCAACUGUAUAAAUAUUUUGGGUGAUCCCCCAACAUUAGUUGCCACGUUCCAUUGUAGUGUUUCCAUUUUGUUUUGGUAAGUUGUGGUGUUUCCCCUGCAGAAAAAACAAUGCCUGGAUAUUUGUCAGCGAAGUUGCCUAGAAUCUUCUUACAUGUGUUGAGUACAGGAGAUAAUCCCGUUGUUUUCAGUGAAAACAGGUCCUUCUAUAACCUUAGGGGCUGCGCAGGUUUCCUGUUUAAACUCCUACCCCUGCUGUCAAUAGCCAUAAAAGCAGCCCCCCAAAUGGGAGAAGCUUGGGGAAAUUACACAGGUCUGUAUAUUUCGGUCAUCACACACAAAGGUACACAGCUGAGUUCUUGGUUAAAGUUGAUUCCUCAAAUUAUGGGACUUUUUUUAAUAUUCCUUCACGAAAUGCAAAGUCAGUCAGGACAGGACUGAAAUGGAGGUUUAUUCUGCUGUAUUCGUUUGUGACGGAAAAAAUAAAACUUGCAGGAACCGAAAAGGAUCUUGAGCUAAGAACAGAGUGCAAUAUUCCUAAAUACUACUGCUCUGAAACUCCUGAGUCGCGCAGUUUUCUGGAAACUGUGUCCGCAGCCUUAAGUUACAGCCUAAGAAGAUGCUGUUUUCUCUAGCCUUCUGCCACUUAUGUCUCAUCUUCGUGAUGGAACUGACAUCAGGUCACCUUUUGUCCUUCGCCGAUGUAUUUUCAUCCUGUGCUUAUUCUGACGCAAAGCACAUCUUUCUGUUGACUCCUUUCUCCUGGUGCUAGUGUCUCAUCCUGUUGCCGGCAGUGGGAUGGGGAGCUAAGUGAGACGUAUCCCUGGUACCUCGGGACUUAAAGAUGGCAGCGGCGGUUGGGAUGGAGCCCUUCUUAGCAAACGGUGAGGCGACGGAAACGUUGCCCUCUCAACAUGUAAAGGAACGUGCUUUCACAGAAGUGUGAAACGCAGCAAUUCCUCCUUAUACAGAUAAGUGUCACUAGUUGUUACCCUGUGUUCCCUCCCCAUCCUAACUCUUCCCCCCUCUCAUUCCUUUAAGAAUAUGGAAGCACAGCAAGGGGGGGGGGGAACCAGCUUGGUUUUUGCUUUUUGUUUCAGUCUUACAAAAGUAAUUAAACUUUUGAUGAAUUGUACUUCUUCUUUGCAAUGUUAAAAGUGGGAUAGUCAUCCAUUUCCUGUGGUGAGGAAGUUCUGAGUUGGCAACACAAAAGCCUUUCCUGUGUGUUAGCGUAGCUGAUGGUUCCGGAAAAUAAGUCUUUGUUUUUGUUUCUGAAUGUGGGCAUAAAAGAAAAUGACAGGUGCCUUUGAGGUAUUGAAGGAGGAGUGAGGAAACGGCAAGAGGAUUCUGGGGUCCAAAAAAGCUGGCCAGAGGGACCUAUGCCAGGCAGAAUCGAACAAGAGGCAAGCAAAGCCUAAACCUUUGGCUUCUUGAAUUGUUCUUGAAGAAUGGUUGGAUUUUCUUCUCCUCUCGGUAUACGAAUGGCAGCAUCCAGACAAUGAUAAUGUUGGGAAACAGUUCAUUUUUACGCGAUUGCUCUUUUGUUGGUGGUUGAGAGGAACGUACCUUGGUAUUUUGCGGCAUAUUUAAUCAUGAGUUGUUCCAUUUCUUUGUGUGACGUGACGUGCGAGGCCCCUCUCCAUCCGGUGUUGUAACACACUACAUUUGUUUAGUAUGGGGAGAAGGAGGGGGGAUACUCAAAAAUUGGUUGCGUUCGCUUCGGAAGAAAUUAAACGGAGGCUUCCUGAGACCAACAUCUGAAGGCAAAUGUGACUCCCAGGACAUUCCUAUGUUUUCUGAAUAGAGCUGGGAUUUCGAGGGGCAUUUUUACAACUCCAGAGACUUAAGUGUGGAAGUUUUAGGCAACAUUUUGAAGACACGUUUUUUUUCUCACCCUCGACAACGACAAAAGACACAAAACAACUGAAAGCGUCUGGUGACGCCUUGUUGACGAGAAACCUUGGAGUAAAACUUGGACCAUUUUGCAUACAUAUUUCUCACUUUACCUUAUAGAUGCAUAAUAACGUGCUUUUGAGUAUAAUAACAUCAAGCUUUAACCAAUAUUUAAAGACAGAAGAUGGCAUCCAUAACAUGAAAACUCAUUUUUUAUAUUUGUUUUAGAUGUUUUACCUAGUUGAAACGGCUUAUAUAAGAUGAUGAAUAAAAAUGUUGCUUGUAAUACAGUUUUGCCUGCUAAAUUCUCCACAUUUUGUAACCUGUUUAUUCCUUUGGAUGUAAAGCGUUUUUGCUUAGUAUUGUGAUACUGUACAUGUUUUUGUCCCAGUUGUAUAGUACCGUUUCAGUCCCCUCUUCCAGCUUUGGCUGCUGAAAUCAUACAGCUGUGAAAACUUUGCCUUUGUUUCUGUUUAGACGGCUUUUUCUCCCCCCCCCCCCCAGUUAUGUAUUAAAUACCAUAAGAAGUACUGUAGAAAAGAUGUCACUACUUCCUAUAAGGCUGUUUUGUAAAAUAUAUAUUAAGGACUGGAAGCGUGUUUUUAAAGAGAAGCAUUCAAGUAUGACAGUAUGCUAUCUGUGUUUUCACCAUUCAAAGUGCUGUUUGGUAGUUGAAACUUAAAACUAUUUAAUAUCUCAUUUAAUAAAGUGACCAAAAUACA
Molecule: messenger RNA, 9919 nt
Organism: Sceloporus undulatus (fence lizard)
Lineage: Eukaryota; Metazoa; Chordata; Lepidosauria; Squamata; Phrynosomatidae
Gene: ATRX
Product: ATRX chromatin remodeler
Molecular function (GO): ATP binding; ATP-dependent chromatin remodeler activity
Source: RefSeq, a predicted model, not a curated record